Molecule: messenger RNA, 669 nt
Organism: Aspergillus thermomutatus
Lineage: Eukaryota; Fungi; Ascomycota; Eurotiomycetes; Eurotiales; Aspergillaceae
Exons: 2
Coding region: 1-669 (222 amino acids)
Source: RefSeq, a predicted model, not a curated record
AUGGACCCCGACACAAGUGUAGCGACCGACCAGCCCUCCGUCUUCAACUACGUCCUUUCCUUCCUCCUCGUCGGAGUAGCAUGGGGCUUCACCACGCCAUUCAUCCGACGCGCCGCAGCGGACUUUAACGCACGGCAGGAAGCGCACCAGCAAUCACAGUCACAGACGUCGCCACAGGCACAAUCAACACAGUCUACCACAGAAGAGCAGGAGUUACAGCAACAGAGCCACCCCGCGACCGGCACCACAAACGACGAAGACGAAGAGGAAUCAGGAGAGGAGGACCAACCUCUUACAUCCAAUGCGCGAUCAGCAGCAGCAGCAGCAGGAGGUAGCUCUCGUGUCCCGGCGUGGAUGAAACCAAAGUCUACCUCAUGGCUCAGGACCAAGAUCGGCACGGUCUUCUGGACGGUUGUCAAUCUCCUCCGCACGCCGGCGUAUUCCAUUCCGCUUAUUAUCAAUCUGACGGGGAGUAUUUGGUUCUUUUUGUUGGUGGGGAAGCAUGAAUUGUCGUUAACUGUCCCAUUGGCGAAUUCGAGUGCAUUCCUCUUCACCGUCCUCGGGGAAUGGUAUGUUGAGCGCAAGGUCAUUGAGAAAGAGACGUGGUUGGGGAUGGCGCUUGUCUUGGGCGGGAUUGGGAUCUGUGUGCAGUCGAAGAACCAGAGUUGA